Erythranthe guttata (spotted monkey flower) is the source of this 808-nucleotide messenger RNA. RefSeq names its product mitotic-spindle organizing protein 1B. NCBI's taxonomy places the organism in Eukaryota, Viridiplantae, Streptophyta, Magnoliopsida, Lamiales, Phrymaceae. Gene Ontology annotation, cellular component: gamma-tubulin ring complex; spindle; interphase microtubule organizing center. Gene Ontology annotation, biological process: mitotic spindle assembly; microtubule nucleation by interphase microtubule organizing center; gamma-tubulin complex localization. The record is from RefSeq and is a predicted model, not a curated record.
CAAUCGGACCCAUUUCGGCCCAACACAAAGAUUUAUAGUGUAGGAUUAACCGGCACCCUCCAUCCUCGUCGUCUUCGGCUCCGUCGCCGCCGGUACUUCAAAAUCCGCCACCAUACCUCUUCCUUUUCCUCUCUACUAUCGUGUAAAUCAAGUUCGAAAGAGUGGGCAAUUUCAAUUCCUUGAUUAAUUUCUUCAAAAAUAAAAAAUAUAUAUUUGCCCUAAAUCAUGGAUCCGAAUGCGGCGCGAAUUGGAAGAGAUUCACUGGAAUUAGCGUUUCACAUGUCGAACAUUCUCGAAACCGGCCUCGACCGCCACACGCUUUCGAUUCUCAUCGCACUCUGCGAGACGGGUCUCAACCCGGAAUCUCUCGCCGCCGUUGUUAAGGAGCUUCGCAGAGAUUCACCACCACCUCCUUCUUCUUCUUCCUCCCAAGAAACAGCUGCACCGAUUCCUUGACUAGGAAAAUCCUAGAUUUGCUACUAACAGCAAUGCAAAAGAGAAUAUUUUGGAGAAGUUAAGGAGAGCAGAUUGAUAAUAAGUGUAUCCCCCUCCGAUUUAUUUUAUGUACUCGCGUGGAAUGUAAUUGCUUCAUUUGCUCACUCGCAUUUAGCGUGAAUGCUCUUAUAUCGACGAAUUUGCGCUGGAGUUAGAUAAGCACAUGUGUUUUCUGGCAAUGUUGUAUUUAGUGGUAAGAAAUGUAUAAAUCCGACUUUUAAUCGUCCACGUUCGAAGAUUCUUGUAAUCGUAAUAACAUCCUCCUAUUACUUUGAAUAUUAUGGUUUAUCUGCACUGUAGAUUAUUUUACUCA